Messenger RNA from Colletotrichum karsti, 978 nucleotides. RefSeq lists its product as uncharacterized. Gene Ontology annotation, molecular function: arylformamidase activity. The coding region runs from base 1 to 978 and encodes 325 amino acids. The transcript has 4 exons. NCBI's taxonomy places the organism in Eukaryota, Fungi, Ascomycota, Sordariomycetes, Glomerellales, Glomerellaceae. The record is from RefSeq and is a predicted model, not a curated record.
AUGGAGUUCAAUUUUCCUGCUUUCGACGAUCUUCCCUCAGUACCAGGAGCGCCUCAAGGAUGUAUUUGGGGUUUCUACGAUAAGAAUGGCACGAAAGACGAGAUUGGCUCCUUGAAUCUUCUUACGCCGAGGGUCGUUAGAGAGGCAAGUUCUGAGAUACAGACCGGCCGCCGAGUCCAGCUCGACUGGCCUCUGGACUCUCUGCAGUCGCCUGGCUUUUGCCGCAAGAAAAUGGAGCACAAGGUGUUGGACUCCACAGAGAACCCGAAGCUCAAAGUGUUCAUCCUGGACGAUGAGAUCAACAUCAACACCCAGAGCAGCUCGCAAUGGGACAGCCUCAAGCACUACGCGCAUCAAGAGAGCCAGGUAUUCUACGGCGGUCUCACAUACGAAGAGGCCAAGAAAACGUCUACCAAUGGUAUACACAAUUGGUGCCAGGCAGGCGGCAUCGCAGGACGCGGUGUACUUGUUGACAUGGUACGCUACUAUGAACGGCGUGACGGCAAAGUCCCUGACGCUUGGUCAGCUUUCCCGAUCUCUAUUAUAGAUAUCGAGGCUGCGCUGGCUGAGCAAGGUACCAAUUUCCGACCUGGAGACAUACUCAUCAUGAGAACCGGAUACAUCAAGCGGUACAAUGAGUCAUCAGAAGAAGAGCGUCAGAAACACACCCUAUUCGGCGAUGGCGCUAUCGGUAUGGCAGCUACGGAGGAGACGGUGCGUUGGUUAUACGACAAGCACUUUGCGGCGAUGGCGGGCGAUACCGUAGCUUUCGAGGCUUGGCCACCGCAAAAAGGGAAUCCCUUUGUUCUUCACGAGUUCGCGCUUGUUUGGUGGGGGACGCCCCUAGGAGAGUUAUGGGAGGAAAGCCUUGCUGAGCUUUGUGAGGAACACAAAAGAUGGUCAUUCUUCCUUACAAGUGCACCUCUGCAUUUGACAGGUGGAAUAGCGAGCCCACCUGGGGCAAUAGCCAUCUUCUGA